CUCAGUGCUCGACAUACGUCGGUGCACUGGCACUGGCACUGGCACUGUCCGACUCGGCGCGUUAACGAUCGUAAACAAAGUACGAUCCGUCGAGUCGAGUAACCUUAAAAAGAAUUGAUCUUGAUCUAUCCGAAAAGCUGCAAUCGCGGAAAACAAAAAAAACCAGUAUCUCCAACGAACGAGGUUAACGCGAAACAGCACGAAUCGCGAAAAUGGAUAAACAUUUCGAAAGAGCUUCGUAAUAAUGUCGCGGCACGCUUACCUCCACUGUUAACACUGCGUACGCGAGUGACAUUUAUCAUCGUAGGCAGCAUUGAUCCGUACUGAAAUUUCUUCAUCAAAGAUGGAUCAAAUGCUUCCUAGUCCCGGGGGUUUCAGCAUACCCAGCAUCGGUACGCCGUUGCAUCAACCAGAAGAGGAUCAGCAGAUCUUGCCAAAUGCGUUGCAGCAGCAGCAGCAGUCGCAGCAGUAUCAAUUACAGCAAUUACAUUCGAUGAGUCCGAAUAUGCAGAGUGGUAUGCUGAUGAUAACGACACCACAGAAAACUAUGCACACGUAUGCUCCGACUCCGACGUUUGCGACGCCACAAAGCCUCAUGCAGCCACAAACGCCGCAAAAUAUGAUGUCUCCCAUAGUACCGCAGAGUAAUCAGAUAGCACCACCGUCGAUAGGUCCCGCUACGCCAGGUCCAAUGACGCCGAUGACGCCAGCUUCCGCAGAUCCCGGAAUAUUACCGCAAUUACAGAAUAUCGUGUCUACCGUCAAUUUAAAUUGCAAACUUGACCUGAAGAAAAUCGCCCUGCAUGCCAGAAACGCCGAAUACAAUCCAAAACGAUUCGCGGCCGUUAUCAUGCGAAUAAGAGAACCAAGGACCACUGCACUCAUAUUCAGUAGCGGUAAAAUGGUUUGUACGGGCGCAAAGAGCGAGGCAGAUUCGCGUCUCGCUGCGAGAAAGUACGCAAGAAUCAUCCAGAAGUUGGGAUUCCCCGCAAAGUUCUUGGAUUUUAAGAUCCAAAACAUGGUCGGCAGUUGCGACGUGAAAUUCCCGAUUAGAUUAGAGGGUUUGGUGCUCUCUCACGGACAAUUCUCCUCGUAUGAACCAGAACUAUUUCCAGGUCUGAUAUACAGAAUGGUGAAACCUCGCAUCGUACUGCUGAUAUUUGUUUCAGGAAAAGUGGUAUUGACAGGAGCAAAGGUACGCAAGGAAAUUUACGAGGCUUUCGACAACAUUUAUCCAAUCCUAAAGAGCUUCAAGAAGCAGUGACGCGCAUGCUUGCGCACAAUGGUGAUCCGUCUAUCGGAUAGAUCAUACGUUCGACGUCGUUUUUUUUCUUCACCUUCCUUUUUUCAAAAGACAACUACACGGAGGAGCGUGUUAGAAACUCGAUAUCACGCUAUCGUACAUCGUACGUCGUACAAUCUCGGGUGCAUCCGCAAUCGUUCGAUAUUCGAAACGUUGGAAAAAAUUCGGAUGUUUCUCGCGUUCACGGACUCUUGGGAGCAAUCGGUGAAAGCGAAAACAAGCGUAUACAAAGAUAGAAUAAAGAAAGUCAAAGAGAACAGAGGAAGCAGACAAAAGAGAGGGGGAAACAUUCCUCCGUUACGUUGGGUAAAAUUAUCUUUUUGUUUUUUCUUCCUUUCGUUCUUAACUUGUUUCACAUAGAAUUACGUGGUUGUUAAACGAUCUUGAGUGAACCUUUCAGACACCGUUAUGUCGUGUCGUGCAUCGCUUGACUCGUUUGAGAAAUUUUACGGGUGAUACUCAUAGUCUACUCUUCUAAGGAGGCAAUGUCCAGUACACCGUUUGGAUAUUAAUACUGUUCGUCCAUUACUUGACAAGUGGGUCAAGAUUAUAUUUAGUACAGGCUUAAUGUAAGAACAGACUAUGAAUAUGUCCUAUAUCUUGUAUGGAACGUAACGUACAAUGUAUAUAUACAUAUAUAUAUAUAUAUAUAUAUAUAUAUAAAAAUAUAGAAAAAGAUGACCGUGAAUUGUCCAAUAUUUCCAAUUGUUGCUACGACAUGACGCAGAUUCAUCGAUACUCGGAAACUCAUCUCAUCCAAUGGAAUACACAAUAAAGUUUGAUAUAAUUUUACAUCA
Ooceraea biroi (clonal raider ant) is the source of this 2100-nucleotide messenger RNA. RefSeq names its product TATA binding protein (gene Tbp). Gene Ontology annotation, biological process: DNA-templated transcription initiation. Gene Ontology annotation, molecular function: DNA binding. The record is from RefSeq and is a predicted model, not a curated record. NCBI's taxonomy places the organism in Eukaryota, Metazoa, Arthropoda, Insecta, Hymenoptera, Formicidae.